AUGUGUGCGGACUGCAACUCCAAGAACCCCGACUGGUGCAGUAUCCCCUUUGGUAUCUUCCUCUGCUAUGACUGCAGUUCAGUCCACCGCAACUUGGGCGUCCACAUCUCCUUUGUCCGUUCUUCCGUGUUGGACUCGUGGUCAUGGGAUCAGCUCCGUACGAUGAAGGUUGGAGGCAAUGCGGCAUUGAAUGAGUUCUUCAGCAAGUCGCCGUUGAGCAGCAGCAAGGACGCCAAGACAAAGUAUACCUCCAAGGUUGCCGUUACGUACAAGGAGAAGCUGGAGCAGCGCAAGGUUGAGGAUGCAGCCAGCAACCCUGGCCGUAUGAUCCCAGAGGCAGCCAAGCCCGCCGCCGCCACUGCUGCCGACGAGGACGACUUCUUCAACACCUGGAACGAGCCCAAGAAGCCUACAUCUGGAACGUCGACCCCAACAUCUUCCUCCACUCCUCCUCCAGUCUUGGGUAUGGCUGGAACUGCUUCUCCUCGCGCCGGAUUGGUCCGUCCCGCACGUUCGACCUUGACCCCCAAGAAGACAACCCUCGGAGCCACCAAGCCCAUGAAGCUCGGUGUCAAGAAGGUUGCUGGUGUCAGCUUUGAGGAGGCUGAGGCCAGAGCCAAGGCUGAGGCUGAUCGCAUUGCCACCCUGGGUGCUGAGGCUGCCGAGCAGGAGAGGUUGGAGAAGAAGGCUGCUGCCGAAAGAGCUUCACAAAGAGUUGCUGAUCAGGAAAACGCCAGAAACCAGCCCAAGACUGCACCACAACUUACCAACUACUACCAGGCCAACGGUGCAGGAAACGCCAACACCAGGGCUAACGAGGAUGGUCUUGCUCGUCUUGGCAUGGGAAUGGGUCGUAUGGGAUUCGGAGCUGCCCCCAGCGCACGCCCCGCCAACACUUACGCACCACAAGUUGAAUCUACGACCGCUCGUGACAAGUUUAGUGGACAGAAGGCCAUCUCCUCUGACCAGUACUUUGGUCGCAACAAUUACGAUUCCAAGGCCCAGUCCGAGGCUAACCAGCGCCUCCAAUCAUUCUCAGGAGCUACGUCUAUCAGCAGCAGCCAAUACUUUGGCCGUGACGAGUCUGCACCUCAAGAUGAAGAAGUUGAUCAACUUAGCGCUGACUUUGCUGCCAUUGGAAACGCAGUGAUGAAGGGAGCAGAUCUUCUCAACGACAUGCUGAACGACAUGUCCUCACACUACAAUUACUAA
This is a messenger RNA of Linnemannia hyalina, 1212 nucleotides long. NCBI's taxonomy places the organism in Eukaryota, Fungi, Mortierellomycota, Mortierellomycetes, Mortierellales, Mortierellaceae. The record is from the annotation of a GenBank genome assembly.